Messenger RNA from Botrytis porri, 219 nucleotides. RefSeq lists its product as uncharacterized. NCBI's taxonomy places the organism in Eukaryota, Fungi, Ascomycota, Leotiomycetes, Helotiales, Sclerotiniaceae. The record is from RefSeq and is a predicted model, not a curated record. Bases 1 to 219 code for a protein of 72 amino acids. The transcript has 2 exons.
AUGUCUCAUCUAUUGUUAAUCAGACUUCACGCAGGUCCCCUCACGGCUAUUUCAGAAUUAUGCGGUAGGCUGGAGCCACCAAAUUCAAGCAAUGAGGAAGUUAUUGCUAAGGAAUCUAAGAUCGCCAAGCAAAGCUGUAAAAGCUUGGUGAAGAAAGGACCAUAUCAUGUUUAUAUAUGGGCUGAUGCGAAGGUUGUGCAACGGGACCCGACUGGAUGA